CCAUCAUGGAGCUGGACCCCAUCGCCGUGUUGUUGCAUGAUAAGCCGCUACAUUUGAAGUUGAUGGACAUUGACACGUCCCCCACCAUGCCAUCAUGUGCUGCUGCUGGGACCAACACGUACCACGAGAGCUACCUCGGCUACGUGCUGCCGUACCUUGCCACGACCGACCUUUACUGCGUCACGGCGCUGAACAAAGAGAUCGAAGCCUUCUGCGAACAAGAAUGGAAAAUCCGUGUGGCCGAGAGAUUCGGCGCGCUUCGAUACCCCGCCAUGUCAUAUCGUCGCGUGUAUGCGAUGCGGUGUCACUUCCAACGUCGGGUGUCGUCCAAUGUGUCGGCCCGUGUGUACCUCAUGAACACGAACGGGGACACGUCCUUCUUCCGCAUCGAUUCCAGCAAACCCAUCAUGUGCUCCCGCGAACGUGCUGCAGUGUACAACCGCUGCGAACGCAUGUUUGACCUGUCGCUCCGCAUCAAUCGGUCUAUCCAAGAGAUCUCGGCGCUGAUCGGCAUGGUAUCUCUCGAAGAAGCGCGGGACCUUCUCAACGAACACAUUAAUCUCAUGACGUCCGUGGCGGCAUUGCGCGGCUCGCUCGUGUUUGAAAGCGAACUGUUCCAGGUCUUCCCCGCGCCAGUCCUCCUCGACACCAACGUGCUCCUUCGCGCGACCCACGCGUUGGAACUGCCCUUCCGCGGCGUGCCCCUCAUGAUGCAAACAUGGGUCUCCAUUGACAACGUCGUGUUCCGCCCGCUGUCGAUUCCGUUGCUGCUGCAUCCGUCGCCGCCACCGCCUCCCGUGGUGAACGAGCCACAUGAUCACACAGCCCCCGUGGCCGCUCCGUGUUAUACGGCUGCGCGCUUCCACGAGCUGGCAGGCAUGACCAUCGACAUUGACGACAACAGCGUCCGGUACGACCUCCAGCCCGACGCGGUCACACUCAACACCCUCGUGUCCAAUGCGUUUCUGCUUUACCUCUUCAACCCGACGUCGUUUCGACCGUUGGAUUGGUCGUACGAAGCCGGACUUGCCAUCGGGUCGCACACACACUUGUUGCCGAGCGAACGCGAAGGCGUGUUCCUAAACUCUACCACCAGUGCGCUUCGCGUGUUCCUAUCGUAUGGCAAACAGCAACUCACGCCAGUGGCAUCUGCCCCAGCGGCUCUGGACGACCAACCCCCCGACACAUUGCCGUCACAUCGUCGGCCAUUGGACAUCGCGUGCGCCGCCGGCGACAGCACGUUCACGUUCAGUGUCAUAGCCACCAACCGCCUCACGCAAGCCAAGAAGCUCGUGGUAUCGCAAGCCAUGCGCAUCACACUGCCCGCCCCCGCGUAUCGCUACGGCAAACUCGAACGCCACGCGCAGCUAUCCAACGACGCGGUGCUGUGCUACAGCUUUGACCUGGACAACCACCUCCAAUACGUCGAGUUUGCCAUUGGCUUUGAACCGCUCUUGCACGCAUUGGACGUGGUGCCGUUUCUCGCCACUUGACAGCUUUUAAGUGUUAAAAGCCAAUGACAAGAUAUAUUAUAUACACACA
This is a messenger RNA of Aphanomyces astaci, 1542 nucleotides long. RefSeq lists its product as hypothetical. The transcript is spliced from 5 exons. Lineage: Eukaryota; Oomycota; Saprolegniomycetes; Saprolegniales; Verrucalvaceae. The record is from RefSeq and is a predicted model, not a curated record. Bases 6 to 1493 code for a protein of 495 amino acids.